GUCGAGUUGGAGAAGUUCGAGUCCAGAACAUUUAUUUAAGCUCGCGAUCACUAGCCCGUUUGGGAACCGUACCUGAGCUGCCAGCCCCGCAAGGUGAGGGGCAGCCCCGCUAGGUGCUCUGACGUUGCCGGCGUUGACUCGCCCAUUCGGCUGUCAGCGGUUGUACUUUGGGGGGGCGUGAGCGGUAACAUUGAUACCCGAUAACAAAGGGCAAAACUCGGGCCCCUCCUUCUUCUUUUCUCCGUCAAGGUACCUACAUACAUAGAUACAGCUCACCGCCGUCCACCACCCAUGCUCUGAUUGUUAUUCUUCUGGAAACCCCGCCCGCUCCACCUCUAGACAGACAGACGACGGGAUUGUGCUGUUGGGAAAAGAGUAGUCAAAAUGUCUGGAACGAGUCCCCAGGAGAUUCUGGAUACGCUGUUAUCGUACAUCCCGGACGACGCCAAACGAUAUACUGGUGACGUCGCCGAGUUUGUCAACGGAUCGGUCGACAAGGCUGCGGACAAACUGAGAGAUACCCUCUCGAACUUGCCAGAAUGGGUUCCCGAAUCGUUUCGCCCUCAGGCACCGCCGCCGCCGCCGGUGAUUACUGUGCCUGUUGGGGCCCUUGAGAGGGUGCAGAACUGGGUUUCGAGGCAUAAGAUCUUGACGGGUAUUGUUGUUGUGGCUACGGGGACGGUGGUUUACAAGUCGUAUAAGGCGAGCCUGUCGCUACGGAAGCACCGUAAGGCUAAGAGAGCGAGGAGUGGGGGGAGGUUGGAGGUUGUGGUUAUUGCUGGUUCGCCUGCAUUGCCGCUGACGAGGUCGUUGGCGCUGGAUUUGGAGAGGAAGGGGUUCAUUGUGUUUAUUGUGGCCAACACGCGGGAUGAUGAGCUUUUGAUUCAGGGGAUGGCCAGGCCGGAUAUUCGGUCGUUUGCUUUGGAUAUCAAUGAUCCUACCCGUGUCGGUGCUUCAAUUGAGGAGUUCGCCCGCUACCUCCAAGAACCUCACGCGGCAAUCCCUAAGGGCAAGAAGUCCCACCUUCACCUUAAAUCCGUUAUUCUCAUCCCCUCUCUCAACUAUCAAACUUCACCUAUCGCCACCAUCCCUCCCUCCAGCUUCGCCGACCUUUUCAAGACUCAUCUUCUUCAGCCAAUCGUCACUAUUCAGGCUUUCCUCCCCAUCCUCACUGCCAGGUUGCAUCCUCCUCCUCCACCAACAGAGCUCGCAAGCAGUCUCGCCAAAGACGCCAGCAAGCAAAGAGAAAAGGAAGACCUCUCCCCCAAGGUGUUGGUUUUCACGCCUUCUAUCAUCUCCUCAAUCAACCCUCCCUUCCAUGCCCCUGAAGCAACCAUCUGCUCCGCCCUCUCAGCCUUCACAGAAGUCCUCGCCGCCGAGCUUCGCCCGCUCCAGGUCCCCGUAACUCACAUGCAGCUCGGAACCUUCGACUUCACUGGUUUCACCCCAGCUCAAGGCACUAAGUUCCAGUCUAGCACGGCCGGUCGUGCCAAUCAAGGUCUCAUCACUGCUUCUGGUGUCGAACAAACCCACAACUGGCCCGAUGCCGCCCGAAAGACCUACGCCCGGAACUUUGUCUCUCAGUCAACCUCCCCUAUUGGUACAACUGGAAUCAGGGGUAUGAGAGGAUCCAACCUCAAGAACUUGCACGAUGCUGUGUUUGAUGUCAUUGAUGGCACCAUCACUGCGUCAACAGUGAGAGUUGGUUUGGGAGCGAGUGUCUAUGGCUUUGUUGGGCGGUGGGUGCCGAAGAGCAUGGUUUGUUUCAUCAUGGGCAUCAGGAAGGUUGAUGAGCUGGCUACUUGGCAGGGCAGUGCUCAUGGGAGCCCAAGGGGAGGAAGCCAUGAUGGAGAGGACGAGGACAAGAUGGCGGGGAGCGAGAGCUUUAUUAGUGUGGCGCCUUUGGAAGGUGUCGCGGGGGAGAAUGUGUGGAAGUCUUGAGAAGACUGAGAUUGAGGCAAAACAAGAAAAAAGAAAAAAAAGAAAAGGCAUGGGGGUUGUAUAUGAGGAACACAGGACACACACCAGAGCCAGGAAUAGGCUUAAGCAUGUCGGCGGGAGGUAGGGAUCUCUACUCAUCUUUUAGACUAGGGAUGGGGGACAUGAAUGAUACAGAAAAACAUAUCAACGACAUGGUAUAUACACUUGGGAGAGGCGGGUUUGGGUUUGAUUGGCGGUGGUGGCGAACAGCUUACUCUUACUGUUUUUCAUUCUAUGGUCUUUACCAUCUACAUGACACCAUUCAAGGUCGGAAAUCUCUGUGGGUGCAACGAACCUAGAUAAGCA
Messenger RNA from Podospora bellae-mahoneyi, 2286 nucleotides. RefSeq lists its product as uncharacterized. NCBI's taxonomy places the organism in Eukaryota, Fungi, Ascomycota, Sordariomycetes, Sordariales, Podosporaceae. The record is from RefSeq and is a predicted model, not a curated record. The coding region runs from base 385 to 1941 and encodes 518 amino acids. The transcript has 3 exons.